Messenger RNA from Prosopis cineraria, 1853 nucleotides. RefSeq names its product amino acid transporter AVT6A-like. The record is from RefSeq and is a predicted model, not a curated record. Bases 276 to 1637 code for a protein of 453 amino acids. Lineage: Eukaryota; Viridiplantae; Streptophyta; Magnoliopsida; Fabales; Fabaceae. Gene Ontology annotation, biological process: amino acid transmembrane transport. Gene Ontology annotation, molecular function: amino acid transmembrane transporter activity. The transcript has 5 exons.
CAACCCAGAAAUGAAACAGAAAAUAAUUUCUACUGUCGACUUUCCGUUCCCAGACUGAGCUAUCAGUAUCACAACAGAUUUUUUUUUUUUUAAUUUUUUGGGGGCUUGUUUACAGCUAUCUUCUUCACGAUUUUGGAUAGGAGCGCUAGCUUGGCAUUGAUAAACGUUAUACAAUUUGUACACGAAUAGCUUUCUGGAAGAAAGUGCUGUCAUAUAUACUUCCAGGAAAAGGAGAAAGAGAAGAAGCGGAAGGAAAAGGAGAAGCAUUCAUAACGAUGGUUCAUCAGAACAUUCAGAACGAUUCAAGAAGAAAGAAGAUACUUGUUGAGGAGCAAUCUCCUCUGCUAGUCAAUCAGAAAGAUGUGGGUUCUCAGGGGGCAUCUUUUAGUGGGUCAGUGUUCAAUUUAUCUACCACCAUUAUUGGGGCUGGAAUUAUGGCCUUACCUGCUGCCAUGAAAGUUCUGGGAUUGGGUUUGGGAAUUAUCGCCAUAGUCUUUCUUGCGUUGCUUACUGAGACUUCCUUGGAGAUUCUGAUAAGGUUUAGCAGAAUAGGGAAGGCUGGGACCUAUGGAGAGGUGAUGCGAUAUGCCUUUGGAAGUGUUGGAAGAUGGGCUUUUCAGAUAUGCGUUCUUCUUAACAACUUCGGGAUUCUCGUCGUCUACAUGAUCAUAAUCGGUGAUGUGCUAUCUGGAACAUCUUCAAAUGGAACUCAUCAUUCUGGUGUAUUGGAAGGAUGGUUUGGCGAAUACUGGUGGACUGGGCGUACUUUUAUUCUCCUGGUGGCAACCGUAUUUGUAUUUGCUCCUUUGGCAUUCUUCAAGCGGAUAGAUUCUUUGAAAUACACUUCCGCUUUAGCAGUGGCCCUGGCAAUUGUAUUUAUAGUCAUAACUGCAGGGAUAACAUUUAUAAAAUUGUUUAAUGGUAGCAUUGCCAGACCCAGGUUGCUUCCUAAUGUUACUGAUUUUACAUCUGCAUGGAAGCUCUUUACAGCAACCCCUGUUCUUGUGACAGCAUUUGUCUGCCAUUACAAUGUGCAUACAAUAGACAAUGAGCUGGCAGACUCUUCCUUGAUACAAAAAGUAGUGCGUGCAUCUCUGGCCCUAUGUUCUAGCAUCUAUAUAUUUACGGCCUUAUUUGGGUUUCUUUUAUUUGGUGAAUCAACUCUUGAUGACGUCCUGGCCAACUUUGAUACUGACCUUGGCAUCCCUUACGGCAGCCUGUUCAAUGACAUUGUUCGCAUCAGCUAUGCUCUUCACCUCAUGCUUGUUUACCCAGUUAUCUUCUUCUCACUGCGCUUCAAUUUAGAUGAUCUACUUUUCCCUUCAGCUAGGUCAAUGGAUUUGGAUAAUGUUAGGUUUGUGCUGAUCACAACUGGACUCAUCUCUUUUAUAUAUGUGGCGGCAAAUUUUAUACCUAGCAUUUGGGAUGCUUUCCAAUUCACUGGAGCAACUGCUACUGUUUGCCUAGGGUUCAUUUUUCCUGCUGUUAUUGCCCUAAGGGAUCCUAAUGGCAUUGCAACAAAGAAAGAUAAGGUUUUAUCUAUCGUCAUGAUUGUGCUGGCUGUGUUCUCAAAUGUGGUGGCCAUAUACAGCAAUGUUAAUGCUAUCUUUAGCAAAAAUGCUGAUCCUCAUGAAUGAUCACUCGUAUUGGCUCGGUCAGCGUUGACAGAUGAGACCAUUUUCUUGGAACAAACAUUUUCAUGGCCUCUGACCAUAGAGUGAGUUUUGAGAUCAAGAGUUUACUCAUUUGCGGAAUCGAACGACAAAGAACUUGUUUGUUUUUCCUUGCAUUGUAAGAAUUCGAUUAAAUAAAUAAUUAUAUUGCGUGGUUUUUUGGUGCUGUGAUUUAACUAA